This is a messenger RNA of Carcharodon carcharias (great white shark), 2922 nucleotides long. Its product is annotated as protocadherin beta-8-like. Gene Ontology annotation, molecular function: calcium ion binding. Gene Ontology annotation, biological process: homophilic cell-cell adhesion. Gene Ontology annotation, cellular component: plasma membrane. NCBI's taxonomy places the organism in Eukaryota, Metazoa, Chordata, Chondrichthyes, Lamniformes, Lamnidae. The record is from RefSeq and is a predicted model, not a curated record.
UUAAUGUUAAAGGCCGGGCCAUUGUCAGCGAUUUUGCAUUCAAAACCAAAUGGUGAUUUUUCGCUAAAAUAAGAAGAUCGGCAGAAAAGUGAUCGCCUGACUUUUAAAAGGACAGGUAUUUCGUAUAAUCUGCUCCUUCCUCAGGGAGGAAAAAUGUAUAAGUGGCUUCAUUGGAAGGAAUUAUCGAACCGAACUGUCGCGCUGAAACAAUUGGGAUGCUUUUUGCUGGAAAUGAGAUAUUAUAAACGACACUGGCUGUCACAAUGGUCGCUGUUGUUCUGUGUAUUUUCGGCCUGGGAUCCAAUUUAUUGCCAGGUUCGCUAUUCAAUUCCUGAGGAGCUGCAUCUAGGCUCCUUUGUUGGGAAUAUCGCAGACGAUUUGGGUUUAACCGUGAAGGAGCUCGCAACUCGCAGCUUUCGAAUUAUGCCUGCUCCGACAAAACAAUACUUCCACAUAAAUUUGAACAACGGUAAUUUAUCUGUUAAGAAACAGAUCGACAGAGAGGCGCUGUGUGGACCGAGUACAAAGUGUGUGCUAUCUUUAGAAACAGUGAUGGAAAACCCUUUCAGCCUCUACCAUGUUGAAGUCGCGAUUCUGGAUGUGAAUGAUAAUGCUCCGAUGUUUCCAAAAAGUCAGUUGCGCCUGGAAAUCUCAGAAAUGACCGCACCAGGGACGCGCUAUCCACUUGAGUGCGCUCACGACCCAGAUGUAGGGACCAACUCCCUACAAUCUUACCAGCUAAGAUCAAGCGAAUAUUUCGCUUUACAUGUUGAAAGCCGAAUAGGAAAUGAAGAUAUGCCGGUUUUAGUUCUGAAAAGGCCACUGGAUAGAGAAAAGAUAUCAAGUCACAGGUUAAUGCUGAUAGCCAAAGACGGCGGGGUCCCCGUGCGAUCCGGAACUGCAGAUAUAUUCAUCGUUGCACAAGAUGUGAACGAUAACGCGCCUAUGUUCUCCCAGUCAAUUUAUAGGGCCAGUCUCUUGGAAAAUGCAUCCAAAGGGACAUUGGUGAUCAAGCUAAAUGCCACUGACGUGGACGAUGGUCCUAAUGGAGAGAUAGUGUAUUCAUUCAGUCGCCAUUCCUCUGCUGGAAUCCGGAAUUUUACUGUGGAUUUCAAAACUGGUGAAAUCAGAGUCAGGGGGAAUUUAAAUUAUGAAGAAAACAGUGCUUUUGAUACCAAUGUCCAAGCAAUGGAUAAGGGACGGUUCUCAAUUCCUGCUUAUUGCCAUGUGCUGAUUCAGAUUGUGGAUAUAAAUGAUAAUGCCCCGGAUAUGACUAUUGCUACGUUGUUCAGUCCAGUUCCUGAGGACUCGCUGCCCGGGACAGUUGUAGCUCUAAGCAGUGCGACAGAUAAAGAUUCAGGAGAAAAUGGACGGAUAGAAUGUCAAAUCACAGAAAAUCUUCCAUUUCAACUGGAUCAUUCCUCCAAGAAAUACUUAACUUUGCGUACACAGCCGUUAUUUGAUCGUGAAAAUGUAUCCAGGUAUGAAGUCACUGUUCUCUGCAGCAAUUCAGGGUCUCCGCCUCUCACAUCUAAGAAAAUCGUCCUGGUGGAGGUUUCGGAUAUAAAUGACAACGCACCGCGCUUUACGCAACCUUUCUAUACAGCUUAUUUGAUGGAGAAUAAUGUUAUUGGAGAGUCUAUAUUUUCAGUCUCAGCUUUCGAUCCAGAUUUAAACCAGAACUCUCGACUAAAUUAUUCCAUCCAACCGACACAAGUACACGAUGAGUCAGUAUUUAAUUACGUCAACAUCCAAUCAGAGAAAGGAACCAUAUUUUCUCAAAGAUCUUUUGACUACGAAGGACUCAAAAAAUUUCAGAUACAAGUUCAGGUUAUGGACCAUGGAGUCCCACCACUAUCCAGUAAUGUCUCUGUGGACGUGGUUAUCCUUGAUCAGAAUGAUAAUGCUCCUGUGAUCGUAUAUCCAUUGCCCGAGUAUGGAUCUACAGUAACAGAGACUGUAUCUAGAUUUGCAGAACCGGGCUAUCUAGUUGCCAAGGUGUCGGCCACUGAUGGCGACUCUGGUCAAAAUGCACACCUGUCUUAUCGGAUUCUGCAGAGUACAGACCCGGGGCUUUUUGCCAUUUCAUCUGAUACAGGAGAAAUCUAGACUAUCCGAGGCAUUAUGAGCAAAGAUAGUUCAAAACAAAGGUUGAUAAUCGCUGCAAAAGACAACGGCUCACCGCCGCUUUCAGCUACAGUGACAAUCAUAUUAUCGCUGACAGACGGUGAUACGGAAAUGCUUUCGGACGUGAACAGUUUGUCCGAAGAUCCUGGUUCCUGUACUGACUUCAGCCUUUACUUAGUAAUAUUGUUAGGGAUAACGUCAUUUAUUUUUCUAGUUGUUUUAAUGAUACUCAUCGUCAAGGUACACAGAAACAAAGUCCAGUUUUCUGCACCGAAUCAUUACCCGGGCACUUGUUGUUGUUUCGCAGCACGAAAUUCGCUGAAUGGAAUUCAGAAAGCCAGCCGGAACCUUGAAAUAGUUCCCAACUAUGUGGAAGUAUUUGGAGGCGAUCCGCUUUCACAAAGGUUCCGGUAUGAGACGUAUUCAACUUCAGGUACGGCCAAGAGACAAGCAAUGUAUCCUCACAUGUACAGUUCAUCUUUAGGCAAGAUUACUCUCACGGAUGGGAAUGAAGAACUUCUCCAGAAUUCAAACUGCAAGAACACUGUAACCAGUGAGGUGAGGAGCUUGCAACAGAUGCUUUUGAGAUUGAUUCAUAAUUGCAGACAUCCCCUGAAGUACUGCAGCACAAGGUUCUAUCUAUGUCUAGUUGAUGUCAAUACGAGUAAAAGUUGCAUAUCUAAAGGCCUGAUGUUAUUUUUGUCCCCUUUAUUUACGGCUAACAAGCCAUAUUUCGAGUUAUGCAUUGAGAACUUCAAGUAUAGCAUAGCCAUGGGAAGUUGUAGAGGACCGUAG